Molecule: messenger RNA, 2492 nt
Organism: Amoebophrya sp. A25
Lineage: Eukaryota; Dinophyceae; Syndiniales; Amoebophryaceae
Source: the annotation of a GenBank genome assembly
CUCGUUGCACCACGACACAACUGUCGCUUUCCGAUCAUCAAGAUGGACGUUGACUCCGAAAGGGAACAAGACUCAGAAGCAGGACAGAAACGCCGCCGCGUAACUCUAACCGCCGAAGAGCUGCAUGAAAAGUGGAGGGAAACUUUCAGUCAUCUUGAGCCGAGGCGAGAGCGGAAAGGGUCGGCGGGAAGAGUGGCGGUGUGGGGUGGGUCUCAGCUCUACUGCGGAGCGCCGUGUUUCGCAGCUUUGGCGGCGUUAAAACUCGGAGUAGACUUGGUUUUUCUCAAAGCGGGGCAUUCUAGUGUGGCAAGGGCUGUGAAAUCUAGAAGUCUGAACAUCAUGGUGGCGGAAAAGGAUGUAGGUCUUGGACCAGAGCAACUACAAGGGGACGAACUCGAACAGCCACAACAUGGAACUGCCGGCUCAUCUUCUGCGAGUCAUGACCCUUUUGCUUCAACUUCGAGUUCGACAAGCAGCACUACGAGAAAACGAGCUAGACGAGAUGAUCAGGACGGCGACAAAUCUUUUGCAUCUAUUGUUAGCAGUACACCAUCGUAUCAAAAACUUGAUGCUGCUGACCUAGAAGUAAUCCGGAAGUGUCACACUUUGGUGAUCGGACCGGGCUUAGGGCGAGACGAUAAGACAGUCAAAAUAGUGCAGGAUUUUUUACGAGAAAGCCUAACCUUACUACCUGGAAUGCCACUCAUUUUAGACGCUGAUGCGCUCUUCGCCGCUUCAAAAGACCCGACGUGCCUGGAGAAUCGGAUCAAGUCCACGGAAGUGCCUCCACCUCAAGAUCAAAGCGAUGCCUUAGAGUUACGAGAUUGUAGUAGAAGUUGAUGAAGUCGAAGUACAUCUGCUAGAUUUUCCUUUUGAAAUUGUGUCAGCUGUAGAAAGGCGAGGACUUUGGUACUAGCGUCAGCCGCCGGCGAGGUAAAAAAUAAGGUGGACACCAAACAGGGUAGAGGCGCCAUGAAAUUAUUGAAGUAGAUCCAUCUAGAUUUAAAGUUUUUUGGUUGUAGCACUUAUUAUACGACUUACAAUUACCCUUCUUCAUCUAAGUACAAUUUAUCGGUCGAGCCAGGUCAUAUUGACACCAAACAGUGUCGAGGCGCCACACUUACCAAAAGAAUGGUGGAAAGCUCCCGGCUUCGCCGUUAUUGAAAAAGGCAGGAAGGAUUGCAUUACUACUACACGAGUUAUUAUGAUUCGACAUUAAUGCGAAAACAAUCUUCACAAUGACUAAGUGCGUAGGUUGAUUAUAAUAUGACCUACGCGACAUACUCUGUGCCCUGCUAGUCGUAGUCCUCGUGGAGGAAGAAAGCUCACGUCAUAUUUGAAGGCGGUGUCGCGUCUAUCUCUAUUUCUCUUGUCUGAGACUUCUUUGCCUGAGUGGAUCAAUAUCCCCUCGUCUGGCGUUUUCUAAGAUUAAACAAGAAAUCCGAGGGUGGGGGACGCCGGAAUGGGAAUACCAAUACAGCUGGAAGACCUGGGUUAGUCGUGUGACAAGCCGGGGCUCAGUGAAGCGCUGUGGAGGCAUCGGCGAUGUUCUAGCAGGCAUCGUCGGUGGCUUAAUGGCCUGGCAAAGAAUCAGCGGGACGUUGAGCACCGAGCGCACUCUGCGGCUCGCCUGUUUCAUAGCUCGCGAAGCCGCAUAUCAAGCAGAGCAACGCAAGAAACGCGCGAUGUUGGCGGAGGACGUGAUAUUAUGCUCAACACUAAAAGUCGAUAGCAGUUGUUCUCUUUUUCGAGUUUUCUUGUAUUCGAAAAACUGAAAUAAGCAAGUAUAACUACUGAAAAUAAGCGAGAUACUGACGAGUAGAAGGAAGAGUAGCCUUGAUGUUAAGCUACCUCCCUUAUUUCAGUCAGUAACUCGGUUACUUUCAGUUUUCUUGUACUACGUAGUAUUAAACCACUUUCGUCAACAAAUUUCCGAGUCUGACCUGGCCACCUCUAAUUUUUGAAGCGAUACCAGGUGUCUGCGAGGAAUUGGAGCCUUACGAUGACAAGUCCGUGUCGGGGUCCUACUUGUCCUCCAGCCAGGAGGACGAUAUCGAUUAAGAAAAGUAAGAAACGCCAUAAUUACUCGGUUUCAAUGCUUCGAAAACAGCAAGAUCUUGGUGAACAUUGGGCUAGUCUUCAUUUUCUUACUUUGCUGCGCUGUUUCUUUCUGUAAAUGAGGAGCCGCAUGGCUGCUUAGGUGCGAUAUAGAUCCGUUCGCGCAUGGGACCCCAAGAGAGCCUCCAGCCAGGAGGACGAUAUCGAUUAUAUAUAAGAAAGGAAAUAUCUUCCACAUUUCGAGAUCUUAUCGAUAUCGACGACGUCAUGCACUGCAGUAUGAUUUUCUGAAAGGCCGUUGCUUUGUAUGAUAAAUACAGGUCGAAGUCGGUCCUCGAUGAACCUCAACAUGAUUGAGAAAAACAGAGUUUAUCAGACCUCAACAUUAUUGAGAAAAGUGGAAGUGAGCCAUUUCUCGCACUUGCCGAUCCUAU